Molecule: messenger RNA, 1699 nt
Organism: Chironomus riparius
Lineage: Eukaryota; Metazoa; Arthropoda; Insecta; Diptera; Chironomidae
Source: the annotation of a GenBank genome assembly
UUUAAUAUGAGCAGGCAAGUCCCUUUCAGUACUUAACGAGCAACUCUUAGAAACACAAAGUUUGAAAAAUGAAAUUUUUUUUUUGUGCUUUAUUCUUGCUUUUUUCGGUCUCACAAAUCCAAAGUGCAAAGAUUUUGGGAGUCUUUCCAUAUCCUAGCAAGUCACACUCGAUUUUGGGACAGUCAUUGUUUGUUGAACUUGCUAAGAGAGGUCAUUCAGUGACUUAUCUUAGUCCAUUUCCAUUCAAAAAGCAGCCACAUGAAAAUUAUAAGGAUGUCGCUAUCACGUCUCAAGACUUAUUUGAUGCAUUUAAUGAGGAAGUAGAUGGGUCAUUUGAUGCUACAGAUGUUAACCCAUUCAUAAUGCUUAAAUAUUGGAUUGAAAAUAUAGCAAGAAUGCAAAAUAGUGUACUUAGUGACACAGCUGUUCAGAAAUUGCUUAAAUCAGACGAGAAAUUUGAUUUGUGCAUUAUCGAAUUUUUAAUGAAUGAAAGUUUGUUGGGCUUUGGCGCUCAGUUUGGAUGUAAAAUUAUCGGAAUGAGUACAUUAGGGCAGGUUAAGUACAUUAAUGAUAUGAUUCAUGCUCCAAUGCCGUUGUCAACUGUUUGCCAUCCAUUCUUAAGCUUCACUGACAGAAUGAGCUUCUCAGAACGAAUGGAAAAUGUGAUAACAACAGUUUUUGAGGACUUAAUGUUCUAUGUGUAUCAUUAUCCACUUCAAGGUCAAAUUUACGAUAAAUACUUCAAAGCUGAUAAGCCAUCAUUCAGACAUAUGCUGAGACAUUCAAUGUCAUUAGUGCUUUUAAAUACUCAUUAUAGUUUGAAUUAUCCACAAGCUUAUCUUCCGAAUAUGAUCGAAAUUGGAGGUUUCCAUGUCAAAAACUCAACUAAUCCUCUACCUAAAGACAUAAAAGAAUUCAUCGAAUCAGCUCAGCAUGGAGUUGUCUACUUCUCGCUUGGUGGAAAUCUACGACCAUCGAAAAUGAGCGCAGAAAAGAAGAAGCACAUAAUCUCAUCGCUGACAAAAUUAAAGCAAAAAGUUAUUUGGAAAUGGGAUGAGGAACUUGUUGUAGAUGAAAAGAGGAUUAUGGUCAGAAAAUGGCUGCCUCAAGAUGACAUCCUUGCACAUCCAAAUGUGAAAUUGUUUGUGACUCAUGGAGGGCUACUUAGUGCUACUGAAUCUAUUAUGAGAGGAAAGCCAAUUGUUGGAAUCCCAAUUUUCGGUGAUCAAAUGAUGAAUAUGGCAAGAGCUGAACUACUCGGAUGGGGUGUUCAAGUAUUAUUUACAAAUCUAACAGAGACUUCCUUCACAUGGGCUUUAAAUGAAGCAUUAACCAACAAAAAGUAUCAAAUAAAUGUCGAUAAAAUCAAGAAUCGCCUUCUCGAUCAGCCUCAAAUGCCAAUGGAGAAAGCAAUGUUUUGGAUUGAGUAUGUGAUUAGGCAUGAAGGAGCUCAUUUCAUGCAAACUUCUGCUCAACAUUUAAGCUAUAUUGAGUAUAAUAAUUUAGAUAUUUAUGCUGUGAUACUUGCGAUAGCAUUUUUAGUGAUUUUUGUCCCUAUUUGGUGUAUUGGAAAAAUUGUAAAGAAAAUUUUCUGUAAAACAUGUUUGAAAACGAAACAAAAGCAAUCGUAGAAAGCUUUGAAUACAAAUUUUAAUUGAUUGAUGUCAGAAAAUAAAGGUUGAAGCCGGUUGAAAAAUAU